This is a messenger RNA of Trichogramma pretiosum, 6535 nucleotides long. It is a transcript of the gene Ret, whose product is annotated as proto-oncogene tyrosine-protein kinase receptor Ret. Bases 1171 to 5148 code for a protein of 1325 amino acids. Gene Ontology annotation, biological process: protein phosphorylation; positive regulation of kinase activity; cell surface receptor protein tyrosine kinase signaling pathway. NCBI's taxonomy places the organism in Eukaryota, Metazoa, Arthropoda, Insecta, Hymenoptera, Trichogrammatidae. Gene Ontology annotation, cellular component: signaling receptor complex; axon. The record is from RefSeq and is a predicted model, not a curated record. The transcript is spliced from 18 exons. Gene Ontology annotation, molecular function: ATP binding; transmembrane receptor protein tyrosine kinase activity.
UGCUACGGAGCUUCUUGCUCUACCUCUGCUUCUUCCUCUUCGUAAUACGAUAAUAAUACGCGCGUCUAUUAUAGAAUAUCAUUGCUCUAAGUGCAAUAUUCGACGGAGUGUCUGUUGGUGUGUGUUUAGGUUUUGGAGCUGAUUUGUAGCCGUGCGAUUUUUCUGUUUUUUUUUUGGUUUGUAAUUUAUUUACAAAUCGUUUAUGUGAGUGAAGUGCGGCCCGCAUUUAUUGUUUCGCGAUUUCCAUAUAAAGAAGAUCGCGAUCGAAUAAUAUACGCAAAUGGUGCAGGCGAAUUAUCGACUCUCAUCAUCGCGUGGCUCUUUGAGUUAAGCGAAUUAAUUGGUAUGCCAUCGAAAGCUCGUCGGAUCAAAAGCACGGGACAGCGUCUUCUACUGCGCGUCAGCCACGCGACAUCGUGAAAACGCUUUGCGAAAGCAGUCGUCGUCGAGCGUGUGCGCGACAAGAGUUCACCGACGAAAAAACAAUCGGUACAACGAAAAAAAAAAAGAAGGAAAAUUCGAGACAAGAGAAAAUAAGUAUUAAAAACAAAAAUAGAUACGUGAGAGGACCUAGAGCAAGGGAACAAAAGACCGAGAGAGGCCUGGCCCUGGAAUAAAAAGUACCAAAAAAAAAAAAAUUAAAAAGGACAGAAACGAAUCAGCAUAUCGAAACAAAAGAACGGGUCGAAAAAGGAAAAAGAAGAAGAAGACGACGCAGUGUCGAAUUACUCGCAGUUAUCAUCGUCAAAUUAAAAAAAAAAUAUUCGCCAAUAUUUACCACUAUCAAGAAGCCCCGGGGAUCGAUCGAUCCGAUCGCCGUGAGUUUUUUCUCCGUGUAUCUGUGCGCGUGUGUUAUAUUACCCGUGUGUGUGUGCUCCAGUGAUCACCUAUAUAUAUAUACACGAUAUACAUACGCAAUAUACGCACGAUGAAUAUGCAUGCGAGCGGCGCAACAUCAGCAGCAGCAACAACGACGACAGUAGUAGUAGUAGCUGCGGCGGCCGAUGACUCUCCGGCUGAUUAUCAUCGUGUGCGUCGCGCGUAGUGCAUUUCGGGGCCGCCUCUUUCAAACGCGACUCUGUCUGCCUGCCUGUAUAAUAUUUAUUUAUUUAUGUGCGCGCGACGCAGUUAGUCGUCGCAGCAGCAGCAGCAGUCACAACAACACACAAAAUGAUGAUGAUGAAAUCCAUCGCUCGGCUGUUGACGCUCGUCGUUUUCUUCUGCGCCUGGUCGACUACUACUACUUCAGCGCUGUACUUUCCGCAAUCGGAUCUGAGCAUAAGAGUGCCGAGCCUGGGCAAGAAUCAAUUGGGAUCGGGAAUCGUGCUGCUGUCGGCCCGAACGUUGAACAACGACUCGUCGGUGCCCACCGAGGCGACCUAUCAAAUUUUGCCGCUUAAGGACAAGUCCGCGGCUCUGGUCAACGGCAGCGUCGUUCUGCUCGACGCUCCCAGAAGAGGCAGCACGGAAACCAUCGUCGUCCAAGCGACGGGCAAGGCCGGCGCCGAGGCCUUCCUGGAGAUAAAAGUUCUUCCCCAGUACGCGAAGAAUGGCAAAAUCAAUUGCACCGAUUACGUGCAGGACAUAUGCUUUUGGAACUCGUCCAGGUACCGAAUUUACGAGAAUCAGCCGACGACGAUGCUCGGCACGCUGGGCCCGAGUUUCUACCAGACGCUCUGCCCUCAAUUCUUCAAGCCCGAGUACGACUUGUUGAAUGGCACCGAAUUCUUCCACCUGUCGAACGACCGGCUCUGGGCCAACGCCUCGCUCGACCGGGACAGCUGGGACAAGCCUCGGGGCACGGGUCCGCGCGCCGCCUGCGAGGUGCGCUGCGUCGUCUGGGACGAGACCACGGGCAUACAGUACACCCGCGAGAAGGUCCUGCACGUGGACGUGCUCGACGAGAACGACAAUCCGCCCGUGUCGCAGACCAACACGAGCGUGCACAUCUACCUCAAGGACUUUUUGCAGGGUGACAGACUGGACGAGCAGGAUCUGAUUUUCAAGGACGCCGACGACGUGAGCACCAACAGCUACGACAUCAGGCUGCUCGAGGACCACCACAACGCCCUGAACUUGGUCUGGAACACCAUGUCGGUCGAUCAUCCGAAGAUGCCGCCGUCCACGGCCAUUUUCGCACGACUGUACUCGAAGACGACGCUGCUGCCGAAAUCGCCGUAUCACGUGAUACUCCAAGUCUCCGACGUAUCCUUGCUUCCCGGCUACGGCAAUAACACGAUCAACAUCACGCUGUCGCUGAUGGGACCGCAGCAUUACACGUCGACCACGGCCCCGUCCAAUCAUCCCGACGGACUGUCGGCGCUGACCGCCUCGAAGAAACCGGGGGCGACGGCGGCGAUCGUUUACACGCAGGAGACGAUACUGGUGUCUCGCUACUCCGGCCAGUACUACAGGAUAACUCAGCCGCUGCUGCUGGCCCAGAGAGAGGCGGCGGCCGUGCAGUUCAGCCUGCGCGGCCCCAAGGCAUUCAACGUCACGAGCAAGGGCGGCAUCGUUUACGUUGCCGAUCCCCAGGCGCUGGCUGCCAUCUCCAAUGCGAUCAACCUGAGAAUCGAGUGGAAAGCCGCCAACGAGGCGAAGCCAACCUCUUACGCGAUACUGUCGCUGAAAAUCGUCGAUCUGACGGACGCCUGCAAGCAGAAUCCCGCGAACGGCCGCUCGUGCGCCAACGCCAAGACGGCCCAGGAGUGCCAGGGACGCUGCGGCAUCGCGGCCGGCGGCAAUUUCAGCGGCAAUUCGACGAGCCAAGUUAAUGGGACGACGACGACGACGAGCGGCUGCGCCUGGCGCUCCAACGGCAACGGCCAGGCCAGCAGCACCAUGACGGAAAAGUACGAGACCUGCUCGGCCAAUCUCAAGUACUGUCCGGACAACGUGUGCGACGAGCUCGAGUAUCUCGAUCUGCGCAUCUGCCCUCAGGACUGCGCCAUCGAGACGGAAUUGCGCUUCGCCGAGGUGAACAAGGCCGGCCGCGGCAUCAAGCGCGGCUUCGGCACCUGCUGGUGCGAGGACUUUCUCAUAUGCACCUGCGGCUCGAGCUUUCGCGACAUGCCCAUGUCCGGCGAGAACUCGCUCGCUCGCUCCGCGAAAAAGGAUCAACAGCAGCAGGGACGAGACAAACCGACGGCCGUCGACGUUCAGCAAGCCGCGGGUAGCAUGUGUGGCACUUCGUGCCUGAUCGGGGUCUCGGUGGCCUGCUCGUUCGCCUUCGUCAGCUUCAUGGCCAUUGUCUGCUUCUGGAGAACGAGAAUCGCGUCGAAGGUGUCGCGACGCAACGGGGGCGGCUGCAUGCGCCGGGGCAGCAGCGACACGGACGCACACGGCCUCGGCAUACUGCCGCAGGACUACGUCGAGCGAGGAGCAGCAGCCGCGGCGGCGGACUCGAGCGGCGUAGGAGUAGGCAACGGCCUGCUGAUUGGCCUAGAUUCCAUGACUGCAAUCAAUCGCUCGCUAAUGCCACCCAAGAGUCUCACGACCGACCCCAAGUGGGAAUUUCCACGGGCCAGGCUGCAGAUCGAGCAGGUGCUGGGCGAGGGCGAGUUCGGCCGGGUGCUGCGCGCCAAGGCGCACGACAUCGCGGGCCAGCCGGGCGUCCAGACGGUCGCGGUCAAGACCCUCAAGGAGUGCGCCAACAGCGGCGAGCUGGCCGAUCUGCUCUCCGAGUACGAGCUGCUGAAGGACGUCAAGCAUCCGAACGUGAUCAGGCUGCUGGGGGCCUGCACAGGGGCCAGCGGCCCGGUCUAUCUCAUCAUCGAGUUCGCCGAGUACGGAUCGCUCAGAAAUUACUUGCGCAAGAGCCGACACUUGGACACGGACGGCAGAUUGCCCAGCGCCAUGUCGCAGCAGCUCUUAUCGUCGUCGUCGAACAACGGCCUGAUGGGUACGACGACGACGAUUAUGGACGAGACGUCGCUCACGAGCAGCAACGAGUCCAUCACGCCCCGCGACAUCAUCUCCUUCGCCUGGCAAAUUAGCAAGGGCAUGGCUUAUCUCGCCGACGUCAAGCUGGUACAUCGAGAUUUAGCGGCGAGAAACGUGCUGCUGGCGGCGGGCCGGCAGUGCAAAAUAUCCGACUUCGGCCUGACUCGAGAUAUUUACGAGGACGACGCUUACUUGAAGCGCAGCAAAGGCAGAGUGCCGGUGAAAUGGAUGGCACCGGAAUCGCUGGCGGAUCACGUCUACACGAGCAAAUCCGACGUCUGGAGCUUCGGGAUUCUGCUGUGGGAGCUGAUAACGCUGGGGGCCUCGCCCUAUCCCGGCGUCGACGUGCACAAUCUCUACAAUUUGCUCAAGUCCGGCUACCGCAUGGACAGGCCGGCCAAUUGCUCCACGCAGCUCUACAAGCUGAUGACAUCGUGCUGGCACGACGAGCCGGGCCUGCGGCCGUCCUUCAAGGAGCUCGCCCUCGUCUGGGAGGGUAUGCUCGAGGCCGCCGCGGACUAUCUCCAACUGGCUCAGCCGCGAAUGGUGCACAAUCAGGCCUACUUCACGUCGCUGAAUCCGCUCGACAGUCCGCGAAGCACAGCCAGCAGCAGCGGCGAGUACGAGCAGCCGCGCAAAAUACCGAGAUCGGUCGCCGCCGCCUCGGCUGCCUCGACCGUGAGCAGUCGCAGCAGCAACAACAGCGACUCGAUCAAGCGCGACGAGUCGGACAAGGACACGGCCGUCAAUUAUCUGAACAAAUCUCUGGCUGGUCAGCAUCGUUCGAAGCAGCAGCAGCAGCAGCAGCUGACGUCCAAGUGCGACAAGGUCGACAAACUCGAGGACCUGUGGCAGGUGGAUCAUCGUCUGCGUCAGCCGUCGAGAUCGAACUACGUGAACGAGUCGGCCCAGGAGGCCUAUCAGCGCCACUACGAGAGCCCGAUAAGACUGAGGAAUCGCAGCGUGGCGAGCAACAGCGAGAACGAGUCGACGACGACGCCGACGGGACCGUCGCCGGACGACGACGAGGAUAUUCAGGCUGGUGGUGGUAGGCCGCAGUCGUACAUCGACAUGCAGUCCGGAACCGCCGGGGCGAGCUCGACGACGACGACGACUGCCGCCGACAACGGAGGAGCCAAGAUGAAACUAGCCGAGGCCGAGAGUCUGCUCAUGUCGUUCGGGGGCGGCUCGGAAAUCGGAGUUUAAGCGCGUGAAUGAAUGGUUGGGUGUAUGAAUUCUUCGAUCGGGGGGAAAAAAAAAUUAAAGUGUCUUGAAGAUUUAAGUAAAAUCGGUUAUAAUAAUUAUGAAUCAAGCCUUAACGAAAAUUACGAUAUUCGAUGUAGCGUUGAUACGGUUGAUAAAAACAUUUUAUAACUACCAUAUAGUCUAUGUAGCAACGAUGUAGUUUAUAGAGAAAAAUAAUAAUAAUAAUAAUAAUAAUGAAAAUGUGCUUGCGUAUAACAGAGCAUCGUGUGAACGCGAUCGUGUAAAACGAGGUAAUCGAUGUGACACACGCGCUUAUAGAAAGAUAAAAAGAAAAGUUCCACAUGCAGCCUAGUCAAACGUAUCGUUAUAAAAUCUUUGUGUAAUAUAUCUAUGAAGCUCCGGGAAGAAAUUCAUACGGUGUGACGAGAGCUCUCAUUUAUACUUUAUUAAUGUAAAUGUAUGUUUUAAAAAAUAGAUUAAAACCAUGUCUUCGAUGUUUAUAUUUAAGUAAAUUAACGAUGUAGUAAGUGGAAUGAUGAUCUCGCGAUUUUAGUCCUACCCCCAUACUUUAUAUCCCUCCCCCUCCGCAGGACAUUCCAUUGUUUAAUGUUUAUAAUGAAAAAUAAUGAAAAAAAUGCAGGGUUCGUAUUUUUAACUCGUGUUAUGGGUAUUUUUUUUGUACAUCGUGACAAUCAGCUAUAGAUAGAAAAAGAGUCGAUUGUCGAGGCGUUUAACCAAAGACUUGAAUUUUGUUUUUAUCGCUCUCUCGCGCAUUCUUUCUCAUUUUUUCGAAGACAAAGAAAAAUAAACGAUAUUUUUUAAUAAUAGAUGAAAAAUUAACGAAAUCAUCGUAGCGAAAAAGUAGGAUUUAGCAAUUGAAUUUGUAAUCGUGGCAAGGACUGUAAUAGACGAAUAAGAAAUGUUAGAAUUAUAAUCAAAUUAACGUAAGUUUUCUUCCACAUUGUGUACGUUAUAACAAAAAAAUAACCCUUUUUCAUCGAUCGAUGCUGUACAUAUGAUUUGUUGAAUUCGUUCUGUGAUUUGAUAAUUGUACAUAUUAUAUACAUGCGUAGCUUUAAGUUUUUAGCUUAUUAUAUCAAAUACGUUACAGAACGUAAUGGCAUUACUGUACAUUUUUUGAAUAAUUUCGUUCGCCAAGGCAGAACACGAUAUUGUACAUUUUUUUCGUAAAAAAAAAAAACAAUGGAUUUAGUUUGUAUUCUUAAUGCUUACUCGAAUGUGUCGGUAUACUGCACUCGAUGUGGCCGAUGACUCGAACUCUUUGUAAAUAAUCAUCGUCUUUGUGCCGAUUCGAUGUCUCACUUUAAUUUCACAUUUUUCGAUUGUACAAUUUUUGGAUGAAAAAUAAAUGUGCUUUUUUUAACGA